This is a messenger RNA of Osmerus eperlanus (European smelt), 1035 nucleotides long. RefSeq lists its product as uncharacterized. The transcript is spliced from 3 exons. Gene Ontology annotation, molecular function: nucleic acid binding. NCBI's taxonomy places the organism in Eukaryota, Metazoa, Chordata, Actinopteri, Osmeriformes, Osmeridae. The record is from RefSeq and is a predicted model, not a curated record. The coding region runs from base 1 to 1035 and encodes 344 amino acids.
AUGGGCCUGGUCAGAGAGGUGGUCAGGGGCCUCGUCAGAGAGGCGGCCUUGGGCCUCGUCAGAGAGGCGGCCUUGGGCCUCGUCAGAGAGGUGUGGGGAAUAGAGGCAAGGCCAAAUAGGGGAGGCAGAGGCAGAAUACUGUCUGAGCAACAAGAGCAGGCUGUGGUCAAUUUGGUCCAGGCCAGAAAUGAUAUUCGCCUUAGAGAAAUACAGCAGCAUAUCUUGGACAAUGACGACAUGUUCAACAAUGUGGAAGCCAUAAGUUUACCGACUAUUGCACGCAUUCUGAAAAGGCACCAGGUGUCUCUAAAACAACUGUACCGUAUGCCUUUCGAAAGGAAUGCAGACAGAGUGAAGCAACUGAGGAUUGAGUAUGUUCAGAGGGUGAUGGAGCUGGAUGCUGAUGAAAACCAUCACAAAUUCAUAUUUUUGGAUGAGGCAGGCUUCAACAUGGCCAAGACAAGGAGAAGAGGUCGAAAUUUAAUUGGCCAGCGGGCAACCUUCCAAGUACCUGGACAACGUGGGGCCAACAUCACCUUGUGUGCGGCGAUAUCAGAAGAUGGUGUGGUGGGACGCAGCACUCGUAUUGGGUCAUAUAAUGCAGAGUUACUUGUUAAUGCAGGCUUCCUGGAUGAGCUAAGUCAGGUCUGUAGAGCUGAUGGCGUGACCUAUGCCAUUGUGUGGGAUAAUGUCAGGUUCCACCAUUCUCAAUUCGCGCAAGCAUGGUUUCAAGCCCAUCCACAAUUUAAAGCCCUGUACUUGCCCCCAUACUCUCCCUUCCUCAACCCUAUUGAGGAAUUAUUCUCCACAUGGAGGUGGAAGGUGUACGAUAGGCACCCUCAUGAACAAGGUACCCUUCUCCAGGCCAUGGAUGAGGCAUGCAAUGACAUCACGGCAGACCAGUGCCAGGCCUGGAUUCGCCAUGCCCGGAGAUUCUUUCAGAGAGUUCUGUCAAAUGAAAACAUCCAUUGCGAUGUGUAUGAAAACCUGUGGCCAAAUCCACAAGACAGGGUUGAUGGAAAUGUAGGAGAGUAA